Protopolystoma xenopodis is the source of this 414-nucleotide messenger RNA. The record is from the annotation of a GenBank genome assembly. NCBI's taxonomy places the organism in Eukaryota, Metazoa, Platyhelminthes, Monogenea, Polystomatidea, Polystomatidae.
AUUGAAGAUACUUGUAUGGUUUACAUUCCUGGAGAUUUGCCCAUUCCGGAGCCGAGUAGCAGUUAUCUUUCGCCUUUAUCUAGUCAUUUGCUGACAGCCUGGAACGCCUCUCGGCCUGCCCACUCUUUGGGACCGUCAUCUUGUGCCACCCCACCUGCCAACUUGACUUUCCGUGGCUCCUCUGCUCUCGGGUCCUUGUUUCGAGCUAUGCUACGUUCUCCAGUGGGGAUUUCGAAUAACUUACUUCCCGGAGUGGGACGCAAUCGCCAGCUCAACGACGAAAUGCGUUACCUACGGCUUUUUCAAUCGGUUGACUUAUCGAGCCAUUUUUAUUUCAGCUAUACAUAUGAUCUAUCGCAUUCCCUCCAAUACAAUUUGCUUCAUGUGAGUCUAGGGGCAUAUUUUGAUUGUUAG